Molecule: messenger RNA, 969 nt
Organism: Miniopterus natalensis
Lineage: Eukaryota; Metazoa; Chordata; Mammalia; Chiroptera; Miniopteridae
Gene: CMTM2
Product: CKLF like MARVEL transmembrane domain containing 2
Cellular component (GO): membrane
Source: RefSeq, a predicted model, not a curated record
AUGGCAGACAAAGGCAAGAAGGGCAAGGCGCCGGCCGCACCCCCGGCGGCCGCUGCGGCCCCCGAGGCAGGCAAAGCCCCGGACGCGAAAGACAAGAAGGAGGAACCGGCGCCAAAGCAAAAGUCGCUGCAGCCCAAGGACUCAGUGGGCACGAGGAAGGGAUGUCGCCGCUACAAGUGGGAACUCAAGGACAGCAACAGAGAGUUCUGGAGAAUGGGUCACGCCGAGGUCAAGAUCCUGAGCGUGGCCUGCCUAGUGGCUGCGCUGAUCAUGUUCACCGGCACUCCCGUGCACCCCCUCCUGACGCUCAUUAUCACCAUGGAACUGUCAGUCUUCAUCUUCUUCAUCAUUGUCUACUCCUUCGCCAUCCACAGAUACAUGCCCUUCAUCCUGUGGCCCAUUACUGACCUUCUCAAUGACCUAUUUGCCACUGGUUUCCUGGUGGGGGCAGUGGUCUUCGCUGUGAAAAUUCGAUCAACCAUGCCAAUGAACUACUUUAUUGCUGUGGUCCUUAUUGGUGUGGCUGCAUUUUUUCCUUUAGUCGAUAUAUGUUUUCAAAGAAAACACUUCAGAGGCAAGACGGUCAAAAGAAAUGUGCUGGUUCCUCCACCAAAGGCAGAUGCGCCUCCUGCAAAGCCAAAGGAAGAGGGAAAGGCACCUCCAAAGGGAAAGGAAGCAGCAAAGCCAAAGCCAGCGAAGGGAGGCAAGAAAUGACACCUACGAGACACCCAUUAUCAGAAGAGGCAGUGUUUUUUACAACAAAGUAUAGUCCCACUGUCUUCCUUGUCUUCUUUCCCAAUGAUUUUCUUUUCCACUUAAAUAACCACCUGUGCUUGGAAAAGAAAUUCUCUCUAAAUGGAGUUUUUGUUCAUUCAAUCAAAGUUACCAGAAGUUUUGGUGCAGAGAGUGAGGUCAGAGCUGGGCCUUUCAAGGGACUCAGGUGACAGGGCACAGAGGGCUUGGGGCACC